AUGUUUGCUCACAGCAUGGAUAACAGCAGACGUCUUUCUGUUCUCCCUACCUUAUUGCUUCUGCUGCAGAACAAGAGCUACCCCACAACCUCCAUCCCUCCUGCUGGAUAUGAGAUGACAGAGUCACCCAAAGGAGCCAGCUUAAGCAGGAACCACACUGUCUCGCAGUAUGAACUGAAGCCAGAGGAACUUGCAGCAGCCAGCAUCAUUCUGGGAGCGCUGUGGCUGGUUUCUGUCUUUGGAAAUUCCCUUGUUUGCUUAGUGAUCCACAGGAGCAGGAGGACACAGUCCACCACUAACUAUUUUGUUGUCUCCAUGGCUUGUGCAGACCUUCUCAUCAGUGUUGCAAGUGCACCCUUUGUGCUGCUUCAGUUUACCUGGGGCAGGUGGACACUGGGCAACGUGAUGUGCAAGCUGGUAAGGUACAUACAAUACCUCACCCCCGGAGUCCAGACGUACGUGCUCCUCUCUAUAUGUGUGGAUCGAUUCUACACUAUUGUCUACCCUCUGAGCUUCAAAGUGUCAAGAGAGAAAGCCAAGAAAAUGAUUCUGGCCUCUUGGCUAUUUGAUGCUGUAUUUGCAUCGCCAGCUUUCUUUUUCUAUGGCUCCAACAGCGACGACCACUGCAACUUUUUUCUCCCUGAUUCUUGGGAAGGAGCAGUCUAUGGUAUCAGCCACCUCCUGGUUGUGUUUUUGAUCCCAUCCAUCAUCAUUAUCCUCUUCUACCAGAAGGUCAUCAAGUAUAUUUGGAGAAUGGGCACUGAUAGCAUGACUGUCAGGAGGACAACAAACAUUGUCCCAAGAGCAAAGGUGAAAACCAUCAAGAUGUUCUUGAUGUUGAACGUGGUGUUUCUCCUGUCCUGGCUUCCUUUUUACGUGGUACAGCUGUGGCACCCUCAGGAAACAGACUACAGAAAGAGCUCCUUGGCUUUUCUGGUCAUCACCUGGAUCUCUUUCAGUUCUUCAGCCUUUAAGCCAACCCUCUACUCCGUGUAUAAUGCAAACUUCAGAAGAGGGAUGAAAGAAACUUGCUGCAUGUCUGCCAUGAAAUGCUACAGAAGCAAUGCAUACACCAUCACCACCAGCUCCAGGAUUGCCAAAAAAAAUCAUGUUGGGAUUGCAGAAAUCUCAGCUCCAGCCAGAACUGUCACCAAAGACUCCAUCUAUGAUGCUUUUAACAGAGAAGCAAAGGAAAAAAAGCUUGCCUGGCCUAUUCAGUCCAAUCCUCCAAACACAUUUGUCUAG
Molecule: messenger RNA, 1245 nt
Organism: Mesitornis unicolor (brown roatelo)
Lineage: Eukaryota; Metazoa; Chordata; Aves; Mesitornithiformes; Mesitornithidae
Gene: GPR19
Product: G protein-coupled receptor 19
Exons: 1
Coding region: 1-1245 (414 amino acids)
Biological process (GO): G protein-coupled receptor signaling pathway
Cellular component (GO): plasma membrane
Molecular function (GO): G protein-coupled receptor activity
Source: RefSeq, a predicted model, not a curated record